AUGUCGUACUCCUCUCUCGAUAUUCCCGCUUCUGGGGCGCAGCCAUUUACAGACUAUACUCGUUGGCGUCUUCGCUGUUCCGACGACGGUCGGCAUAUCUGGCAUUACCUCCAUACAGACGAAGAGUGCAAGGACUGGCCGCAGUCUGACAUUGACAAGUACUGGCUGGGUCUCCCGCUGAGCACGCCUGCGCUUCCGACGCCCAAAGAUGCACUCGGGGCUGCUCGCAACGGGUACACCUUCUACAAACGUCUCCAGGAUGCCGACGGACACUGGCCAGGCGAGUAUGGAGGCCCUAUGUUCCUGCUCCCUGGGCUAGUCAUUGGCUCGUACAUAACAGGGAUGGGCUUCACUCACGAGGAGCGGUUGGAGAUGAUACGGUAUCUCAUCAACCUUGCGCAUCCUGACGACGGUGGUUGGGGCUUACAUAUUGAAGGCGAGUCCACCGCUUUCGGUACGGCGCUGAACUAUUGCGUGAUGCGCAUUCUCGGCGUAUCACCCGAACAUCCGACCUUGGUCAAAGCUAGAGCGACACUGCACAAACUUGGUGGUGCAACGGGCGUCCCUUCAUGGGGCAAAUUCUGGCUAGCGGUUCUGAAUGUGUAUGACUGGGAUGGUAACAAUCCCAUUCCCCCGGAGCUAUGGCUAUUUCCGGACUUUGUUCCGUUCCACCCUCACAAAUGGUGGAUCCAUACGCGGACUGUCUAUAUACCCAUGGCGUACCUCUAUGCGCUGCGCUUCAAAAUGGAGGAGAACGACUUGAUUUUGUCUCUCCGCCAGGAACUAUACCCCACAGACUACUACAAGAUCGACUGGCCGGCGCAGCGGAAUAAUGUCUGCCCCGUCGACCUCUAUUGUCCACACUCCCGCCUCUUCGAUGCGGCUUACUCGAUCCUCUCCGUAUACGAGGCCUGUGCGGUUCCGCCGCUCCGUCGACUGGCUAUGCAAAAGUGCUACCAACUCAUCGUCCAGGAGGACGAGAACACGGGAUACCAGACUCUGGGUCCGGUAUCCAAGAUGAUGAACCUCGUUGUACGCUGGCUCGUUGACGGUCCGGAAAGCGACGCGUACAAGCGACAUCGCGAGACGCGUGCAGAUUUCUUGUGGAUCGGCGGCGAGGGCAUGCGCAUGUGCGGCACGAACGGUUCACAGCUGUGGGACAUAGCAUUCAUCACGCAGGCGCUCGUCGAGACUGGGCUCGGACACGAGGAAGAAAACAAGGAGAGCCUCAUACGCGCGCUCGGGUGGCUCGACCAAUGCCAGAUACAGCAAAAUCCAAAGCACUUUGAGGUAUCAUACCGACACGCAACAAAGGGCGCGUGGCCGUUCAGCACGAGGACGCAGGGAUACACUGUAAGUGACUGUACAGGAGAAGGCCUCAAGGCCGUCCUCUACAUUCAAGAGCAUCUCGACUUCGCGCCCAAGCUAGUGUCAGAAAAGCGAAUGUGCGAUAGCGUCGAUCUCUUGCUUGGGAUGCAGAACGCGAAUGGGGGGUUUGCAAGCUAUGAGCUCAUCCGGGGUCCUUCGUGGUUAGAGAUGUUGAAUCCUGCAGAAGUGUUCGGGGACAUCAUGAUUGAACAUAGUUAUCCAGAAUGCACGACCUCGGUCAUCACAGCCCUGUCUAUCUUCCGGAAACACUAUCCGCAGUACCGCUCUGCGGAUAUACAGCGCGUCAUCGACCGUGCGGUUGAUUACCUCCACCGGGCGCAGACGCCCGAGGGUGGUUGGAUUGGUUCAUGGGGCAUUUGCUUUACUUACGCUGCGCAAUUCGCUUGCGAGAGUCUCGCACUUGUGGGCGAGACAUACGAGACUAGUCUUUACGCACGGAAGGCGUGUGAGUUACUUCUGCGGCACCAAAGGGCAGAUGGUGGUUGGGGAGAAAGUUACAAGUCGUGUGAGACAAGCACCUGGGUUGAACAUGAGCGGACGCAGACAAUUCAAACAUGCUGGGCAACAAUGGCUCUCAUUUAUGCUCGUUACCCCAAGGCAGAUCCCAUCGAGCGCGCUGUGCGUCUUGUGAUGUCGCGUCAACAUCCGGAUGGUUCGUGGCCUCAGGAGGCUAUGGAAGGCAUUUUUAACAAGAGCGUCACAAUCGCAUAUCCGAACUUCAAGUUCUCCUUUACGAUUUGGAUGCUUGGACGUGCGCAUCGGUACCUCGCUGAGUUGAAAAUCCAAAAGACCUGAGAGCGCGGUACCGCGCGAGCGUGCCUAGACCCAUAUCUCGCCAUGAUGCUAUACAUUGCAUAGGUUUCACAUGUCUGCGAGCAUCCUACCGUCUCAUCUGAGACCUUGUAUAUGGACAAAACUUUCGGAGGCGGGCAGACGAUAACAGGAUUUCUAC
Postia placenta MAD-698-R-SB12 is the source of this 2341-nucleotide messenger RNA. RefSeq lists its product as hypothetical. Gene Ontology annotation, molecular function: lanosterol synthase activity. The transcript has 9 exons. The record is from RefSeq and is a predicted model, not a curated record. Bases 1 to 2184 code for a protein of 727 amino acids. Gene Ontology annotation, cellular component: lipid droplet. Lineage: Eukaryota; Fungi; Basidiomycota; Agaricomycetes; Polyporales; Adustoporiaceae. Gene Ontology annotation, biological process: ergosterol biosynthetic process; triterpenoid biosynthetic process.